AUGACAGAUAAUCGUGAAGAUCUAUCCGGUUACGCCUUUACUGUGAAAGGCCACGCAUUCAAAAUUGACGAUGCGUUUAAGCAGCGUGCUGUCCCACAGUUCCUAACGGCCAAGAAGGCGACUUCUAUUUCAUGGAAAGACAGAGCUCGUAGCCAUGGUGGAGCAUCAACCUCCCAAGAUAUUAAUGUAGAGGCUGAGCAGAAGACCCCGGACAUUGACGAAGCCCGUUUUUUAUUUGUUGGGCUGUUUCCGCGAUCAAUUGACGAGAAUGCCUUAUCAAAAGGUGUAGCGAGGGGGGGCACUGUCGGAGAAACUUUACCACAAAAUGUGCUGCAACCAGUCCCAGAUCAGCCUUCCUUCCGUGUGGUGACACCUCAAACAUAUACUCCUACCGUGGGGGGACUCAAGUACUUUGUUCUCAUGGGGGUUGAUCACAAUACGGGUUUAUGGUAUCCAUAUCCUAUUGCCCAGGACCUCAUCUUCUAUCUCCCUGAGUAUAGAUUUCAAUCAAGGACAUUGGUUGACAGACGCAAAGACUGGUCCCACAAAGUCGCUACAGCUUCCGUCGUCGAUCCCUCCAAACCUGAUAUCACCAUCCAACAUCGCACUUAUUUUGGUUCCCAGGCAGAUAACGAGAUUGCUCGGCUUCAUCUGGAGCUGGCCAAAAUCGGCUUAGAUAAUGACCGAACCUCGAUAGAUGCUAUUGAGGACCUCAUGGCUAGGAAGGAUGGUGCAAAGUUAGAGCUUAAGUGGCUACUUCAGUUGUUUCUGACUAUUGGUGGCAAAUUCGACAACGGACACGCGGAGAGCCUUGAUAUAGAAACGAAGCGGCAGUGGCCUCAGCUUGCUUGGGUCAUUUCAGCUGAAAGGUUGCUUCUACUGAAUAAAGAGAUCACCGACGGUAAGCUUAAAGUUGAUUUCAGACACGCUUACGUUUUCCUCGCAUAUGGCUGCACGAAGCUGGCCCAUGGCACGACAGAUUCAAAGCAGAUCGCAGUUGACGCGCUACUGUUUGCGGAAACCCUCGUCCCCGAUCGUCAAGAUUUCAAUUUCGCCAUCCCUGAACAGUGUAAAGCAUUGUCAACAGUUAUCUUUGUCGCUUUCCUGACCAAGAUUAAGCCAAUAUACGCGGCAAUGAUUGAGGGAACAAAGGCCUUGGAGACCCAGCAUGGGAAAUACACCUUAAGAUUGACCCCGCAAGCUAUCUACGAUCAGCUUAUGCAAUCACGCGAGCAAGACGCAGUUCGACUAUUAGUUGAUCAGUUAGUGGCACUUCGGGCAACGGAGUAUUCAAAUCAACUCGAACAGUACUGCACCUCGUUGAAAUCAAUAAUUGAGUACACCGAAGAAGUUGUAGCUGCACUCGAGGCGAAAAGAAAUUGA
Molecule: messenger RNA, 1383 nt
Organism: Talaromyces proteolyticus
Lineage: Eukaryota; Fungi; Ascomycota; Eurotiomycetes; Eurotiales; Trichocomaceae
Exons: 1
Coding region: 1-1383 (460 amino acids)
Source: RefSeq, a predicted model, not a curated record